Aspergillus oryzae RIB40 is the source of this 408-nucleotide messenger RNA. RefSeq lists its product as uncharacterized. The record is from RefSeq and is a predicted model, not a curated record. The transcript has 2 exons. The coding region runs from base 1 to 408 and encodes 135 amino acids. Lineage: Eukaryota; Fungi; Ascomycota; Eurotiomycetes; Eurotiales; Aspergillaceae.
AUGCGAGGUUUGCGCCUCAGAACCCUCCAAAUACCGAUGUCCGACAUGUGGGCUUUUGAGAACGAUACCGACCCCCAUGCUUUAGGGUCUUCACCCCAGCUUAAGGAGCUGUUCGAUCGUUAUCCGGCACUACGUGACCAGUUACGAGAUAUCUAUAAGGCUACCCUUGAGGAGGAAUGGGUUGAGACUCAAGUUCAUGGGGGCCGACGUCCCUUCGGACGGGGAAAGGGAGCUCCUCGCAGCCGAGGACCUUGGACUCGUGAGAAGGGCUUCAACAGAGGGUUGGGAAAAGUUAGAAAACUAAGGGAGAUGUGCGAAGAAGGCUCCGAGGUCGGGAAAAACGCCGAAGGCUACAUGCGAUUCGUAGCUUUGGUCAAUGGAGAGCGAUUCCCCCAGGAAUCUACAUGA